UCAUUCUGGCACACAGGAGUUGGGAGUAGAAAGCAUGGAAAAGCUAAGUGGGUGAAGGAAGUGGAGUUCUCCACUCUCCGCCUUCUCUGACACUUCUCAUAAAUAGGUAUUACUAAGCUUUCAUCUAAAGACUCGCAGCAGAAAGUCACCUCGGCUUCGGUGUAGAACAACUAUUAUUUUACCAGCCGUUGUUUAUCACUAAUAAUAUACAGAUUUUUCAUUGGUUUUGACUUUAUAUUCCUCUGGUUCAGCUAGGUAGUCGAUCUGUUCUAGUGCGUGGAUCCGGCAGUUUCCUAUCCAACUUUGAGCGCCGUGUUGCGCUCAGAGCAGCGGAGUAGUAGCCACUCGCUCGGUGUUGACGGCUUCUUAAACAGCUUUUGCGUUGCUUUCCACACCGUCAGGACUUUAUGUGACUCAACCUCAAAGACAUGCAAAUACUCCAAAAUCCAUAUUAAUACCUGACAUUUUGUAAUCCUGGGAAAAUAUCCAGCUGGGCGAUUCAGGACACAACAGAAAUCGAAUUGUUUCAGGGAAGAGAAACGAUAUAUUUCAUAUUUGUUAUUCUUCAGCUGAUACUUUUGCGUAGACAGUGGAUUUUGAUUCUGAAAAGAGAAAAUAAACGACAGUGUCCACGAUGAGCAAACCGGCAGGUUCAACAAGUGGGUGUCUGGAUAUUCUAAAUGUUAAAUCAAGUCGUAUCCUGGAUAUCCCGUGUAAAGUAUGUGGUGACCGGAGCUCUGGGAAACACUACGGUGUGUACGCGUGUGAUGGCUGCUCAGGUUUUUUCAAGAGGAGCAUCCGCAGAAACAGAACAUAUGUCUGCAAAUCAGGCUCUCAGGGAGGAUGCCCCGUGGACAAAACGCACAGAAACCAAUGCCGAGCGUGCCGCUUGAAAAAGUGUCUCGAAGUGAACAUGAAUAAAGACGCCGUCCAGCAUGAGAGGGGUCCAAGGACGUCCACCAUCCGCAAGCAGGUUGCCCUAUAUUUCCGGGGGCACAAAGAGGUGAACGGUUCAUCUACCCACUUCCCAGGCUCGAGCCUACCAGGGCCGCCGUUUUUCACUACCGUCACGCAACUGGAGCCACAUAACUUGGAGAUAAGCACCGUAGCCAGUACGCCGGAGAGACAGGGCAUCGUGGGACUUGCCCAGCCCACCCCGAAGUACCCUCACGAGGUCAGCGGCACGCCUAUGUACCUCUAUGAGGUGGCUACUGAGUCCGUGUGUGAGUCAGCCGCGCGCCUGCUGUUCAUGAGCAUCAAGUGGGCCAAGAGCGUGCCCGCUUUUUCCACGCUCCCCCUACCUGACCAGCUGAUCCUGCUAGAGGAUGCCUGGAGGGAAUUAUUUGUUCUGGGCAUUGCACAGUGGGCCAUUCCAGUGGACUCCAACACCCUACUUGCUGUUUCCGGUAUGAACACAGACAACACGGAAGCACAGAGGUUGAAUAAGAUAAUAUCAGAAAUACAAGCCCUGCAAGAGGUCGUUACCCGCUUCAGACAGCUGCGUCUGGACGCAACCGAGUUUGCCUGUUUGAAGUGCAUCGUGACAUUCAAAGCUGCAGUGCCAACACAUGGAGGAUCAGAACUGAGGAGUUUCCGCAACGCCAGUGCUAUUGCCGCACUACAGGAUGAGGCACAGCUCACCCUUAACAGUUACAUACACACCAGAUAUCCAACUCAGCCCUGCCGCUUUGGGAAGCUGCUCCUACUGCUACCAGCUCUGCGGUCAGUCAGUCCAUCCACCAUAGAAGAAGUCUUUUUUAAAAAGACAAUUGGGAACGUGCCCAUCACAAGGCUCCUCUCUGACAUGUACAAAUCAAGCGAUAUAUGAGUUUAUUUCCACCAAAAUCAACAUGACGCAUAUAAGCCUCCAGUGUCUGCAAAAGCUCACAGGCACAAACGUUGUAGAGAGCGUGUGGGAAGUUGAACAAGCAGAACAUUUAAAAAAGAUUCACACCGAAGUAAUUUAAAAAAUAACUGACAUUGAAAACACUGUACAACAGCUUGAUUUUAUCAGGUAGAAAAAUAAUCUUUGGGGUAGGCUUAUGUUUUAUGGAUGUCAUUUUCCCAAUAGAAUCUCCUAGCCAAUCUAAGUAGGAUAUGAUUUCACAAAAAACUGAAAUCUUUGUUUUACAUAUAAGGAAAAUCUGCUGUUGGAAAGAGCCAUUUGUGUGAAAUAGAUUUCUGAGCAUCUCUAAGACCAAUGAGCUUUACGACCAAUGCCCAUCGAAUCUUUUAUUGCAUUGUUCAAUCCGAGGGAAUGGAUGAAACCAAAAAAAAAAAAAGAAGAAAGGAUGCACAACGUAAUCCACAAUCAGAUUUGAUAUGGGUUGCUGUCCCCUUGACCCAGUGCUGAAACCAAAAGGCUGUGGAGCAUCACAGCUGCCUGCGUGAAGAGGAUGGCAGGCUACAUCACCUCAGAGUGGGGCAAGCCGAAAGUCCUAAAUGAGCUCGUGACAAUCCAUGCACUCAGAAAGAAAUGAAGGGCACGAGCACAUUAAAGGACUUGACAAAGGCUCUUGAAUUGAGAAAUAAAAUGACUAAUUGAAAUGCGCCAGUUUUGGUCUUCAAGAACGAAAUGUCGCCUGUUUGCAUUUAUGUCGGUGUGCAGAGAAGCAUUAAAGUUAUUACUUUAGACACUAACUUGGGGGGGGGAAUUUCAGCACUUGGAUUUGUGAAUUAUGUUGUUGGCUGUAAAUACAUUCUCUGUUGUAAAAAGUGGGAGAUUCUGUGAGAGUUGUACUGAAAUAUAUUAGAAAAUUAAAUGAUAUUGAAAUUUG
This is a messenger RNA of Esox lucius (northern pike), 2777 nucleotides long. RefSeq names its product nuclear receptor subfamily 2, group E, member 1 (gene nr2e1). NCBI's taxonomy places the organism in Eukaryota, Metazoa, Chordata, Actinopteri, Esociformes, Esocidae. Gene Ontology annotation, biological process: anatomical structure development; negative regulation of transcription by RNA polymerase II; cell differentiation. Bases 635 to 1828 code for a protein of 397 amino acids. The record is from RefSeq and is a predicted model, not a curated record. The transcript has 9 exons. Gene Ontology annotation, molecular function: RNA polymerase II cis-regulatory region sequence-specific DNA binding; zinc ion binding; nuclear receptor activity.